Molecule: messenger RNA, 5045 nt
Organism: Hippocampus zosterae (dwarf seahorse)
Lineage: Eukaryota; Metazoa; Chordata; Actinopteri; Syngnathiformes; Syngnathidae
Gene: atosa
Product: atos homolog A
Exons: 12
Coding region: 698-3883 (1061 amino acids)
Source: RefSeq, a predicted model, not a curated record
GAGGAGGAGGGAGGAGGAAGGAGGAAGGAGAAGAGGGGGUCAGACUGUAAUAAGCAUCACGACGAGGCAGGCUCGCUGUGUUCCAUUCGUCCGUACUUGGUCCGCUUACGUCGUCCGUUUAGCAGUCGACUGGCUCGCCAGCUUUUCGUCGCGAGUGAAACAUUCGCUUUAGCCCCAGCGGAGUCGUGCCAUUUUGAUCGUUGUUGUUGUUUUUGCGGAGGAGAAAAGUUUUGAAAUGAGGAGUCAACAGCAGCUAAGUCGACGGCGACCAACGAAGAAGACGCGCUGAUCACGUACGAGUCGUAGUUGAAGUUAGCUGUGUUACGACUAAAGUAUGGCUCAGGUGGUGGAAUUUAAAAGGGGGCUGUCACGAUAGGCCAGCUCGCCAGUUUGCUAAACAAAAGAGGCUGCCGCUAAAUCAAAGAUAUUCGGCUCACACCACCUCCAUUAGUACCUAUCCUGAGCGAGGCACGGCUGUUAGUCGUGAGGUUCGCAGGUGUCUUUUGAACAAAAUGGCAGAGUACAGAAGCGUGCUAACAAAGCGACGCUUUGUAGCGGGAUAGGGCCAAGGCAGCCCCAGCCAGGCUGCACCGCAAAAGGGGUUGUUCACGCCGAGCCUAACACGGGUUGGUAGGGUCGGGGGGCUACAUUUUACUGUAGAAAAAAGAGACAGGGGGGUGAAGACCCAGCAAGCCUGAUGACACUGGACAACAUGAAGCCCGAGAGAGAUGCGACAGAGGAGUUUUUUGAGUAUGACGCAGAGGAGUUCCUGGCCUUCCUGACCCUGCUCAUCACAGAGGGACGGACGCCGGAAUAUUCGGUGAAGGGCAGGACCGAGGGGCUGCACUGUCCGCCCGCCCAGUCGGCCAUGCCGCCUCUUCACAAGCACGAAUGCAGCGAUAAACUACCACAGUGUCAGCAGGCACGGCGGACCCGUUCGGAGGUGAUCCUGCUCUGGAGGAACAGCAUCCCCAUCAUGAUCGAGGUCAUGCUCCUGCCCGACUGUUGCUAUGGAGAUGAGUGCACACCGAGCGACCCCAUCAGCGACCCGGUCAUCAAACAAGAUGCGCUGCUGCUGGAGAGAUGGACUUUGCAGCCACUUCCAAGGCAAAGUGGUGACCGUUUCAUUGAGGAGAAGACUCUGCUGUUGGCCGUGCGCUCCUACGUUUUCUUCUCGCAGCUCAGCGCCUGGCUCAGUGCCUCCCACGGCCUCGUCCCCAGAAACAUCCUCUACAGAAUCAGUGCUGCCAAUGAGGACUUGGUGUGGCAGUUUUCACAGCCGCCAUCCGAACACAUUUUCCCCAUCCCCAACGUCUCCCAGAGUGUUGCGCUGCAAGUCCGCGUCCAGUCGCUUCCCCGUCAGCCCACCUAUCCCACCUUGGCGUGCAGCAUCCACACCGGCCUGCCCCCGCUCUACAACAAGACUCCCAGCCUCAACCCGAACCUCAACAGCCACGGUGGUCUGCCCACCUUCCGAAAAAGCCAGGAACCCAGCAAAGAGAACCUCCACCACAACUCCAACAUAUACAACAAGAGCUCCAGCUCCACGACGGGCCUCCCGCUCAACGGAAUGCCCAUCCCCAAUCUUCCCAUUAACAAUAUUCCCAUCAACAGCCUUCCGCACACAGCCACGGCGCCCCCCUACAGCAAAAAGACACAGGAGCCGAGUGAAAACCACACGUAUCAGAAUGGAGAGCUUCCGCAGGUCAACGUCCCCCAAAGUCAGGACUCCCCACUGUUCCGCCGAUCCUCUCGCUCGCCCACACCCUCGCGCUCCCAUUCUCCCUCUGGGCUCUCGGGAAAGUGGCUUUACCCGCCCCUCAAUGGUUCAUCGGACCCACCGCUUUUGGAAGAUUAUGGAUGCAACACCAACAGCAGCGACAGGUCAAAAGCGCCCCUGCCCGAGCCGCUCCGAGCCUUCAAGAGUUUCUCAUUGGCUGAGCCUGCCCGCUGCCCCUCGCCGCGGCCCGCAGCGAAUGAAACCAAUCCCCUCAUCGGCUCACUGUUACAGGAGAGACAGGAAGUUAUAGCCCGCAUCGCACAGAGGCUCAACUUCUGCGACCCCACAGCACCACCGCUUCCCCCAGCCCUUUUUGCCAUGGACAACCCUCCCAAAGCCACGUGGGGCAGUAGCCAUGACGACAUAGCCACCAGUAAGACCAAAGAGCCAGAGGUACCGCCCUAUGAAUGUGUGGGACAUGCUUGGCCAAACCCCUUCCACACACCAUCCACCAGCACAUCUUUCCACAAGCGGGAGACCUCCUCCCCGAAACCAACUGCCUGCAGGAAGCUGAGGCUGACUGAGAUGAGAGAUGAGAGUACAGAGAGGGAGAGGGAGAAAAGCGUCGAGAAGGAGCGAGAGGGCUCACACAUCGCUCAGGCAGUGCACGACAUUACUCGACUCAUCCAGGAAAGACUCUCCGUCCCCUCGCUGUCCCCCACCCACAGCAGGUGUGGCAGUCCUUUGCACCACACACACACAACAACGGUCACGCACACGAUACGCACGUAUUCGCACCACCCUGCACAUGUCCCACACACCUCGCAUGAUGGAUACACGAAUGGCCACAACCAAGAACCUGACAGGGGCCCACACGCCGCUGCCCCACAUAUGCCUCUUUGCACAAACAAACCCCGGCUCGACCCAGGGACCGAUUGCCAUUCUCCUCGGGCCCAAAAUGGUGCCCACUUUACACUUGAAGAACCUUCACUCAGAGGCCAGCUGCAAGCUCGUCCACGUUUACAAAGUCCCAGACAAGAAAAGCUCACAGUCCAUACAACCAGCAGUCAUAUUUUCCCUCCAUCCCUCGAGAACGGGUCUAGAAUUGCCCUGUCCUCCAACCAAUCUUGCAAAGAAUCCACAUUCAGCUGUAAUGCAGUCCAAAACCACAGCAAGCCUCAGUCACCCACACGGGCUGAUGCUUCAACCCAAGAUGAGAACCAAAAACGUAGACAGUCUCCAGACCUGACCCCCCGUACUACUGUCCUGCAAACCCACGGACCCUCUCCCCUGGGGCCCUGCAACGGCUGGAGGAAGCAGAAUCGCCACUCGUUAGAUGCCACGGCGACCAAGGCCUUCCACCCCUGCACGGGUCUGCCCCUGCUCUCAAGCCCUGUUCCCCAAAGGAAAAACCAAUCUGGCUACUUUGACCUGGACACAUCUCUAGUUGGCUGUAAGGGUUUGCCUUGGGCCUCUGGAAAAAGGGUGUGCCCUAAGGGUGACGAGUACACAGAUGAUGCUCGGCAGCUGUUCAGUGCAAGUGCUCCGUCUGCAAGUCUCAGUCUACUUGGCAACUUUGAGGAGUGUGUGUUAAACUACCGCCUGGAGCCUUUAGGAUCAGUGGAUGGCUUUACGGCCGAAGUAGGUGCUAGCGGGUCCUUCUGCCCCAGUCACCUCACUUUACCCGUGGACGUGUCAUUCUACAGCGUCUCCGAUGACAACGCCCCAUCACCUUAUAUGGGUGUGAUCAAUCUGGAGUCGCUGGGGAAAAGGGGCUAUCGAGUACCUCCAUCAGGAACCAUUCAAGUGACCUUAUUCAACCCGAACAAGACGGUGGUGAAGAUGUUUGUGGUGAUGUACGACCUACGAACCAUGCCAGCAGGACACCAGACCUUCCUGCGCCAGAGGACGUUCUCUGUCCCUGUCAGGCGGGACUCGAACCAUCAGAUCAACAGGAAGCCUCACACUUUGGGCCAGGCACGCACUCUGCGCUACCUUGUUCAUCUAAGAUUCCAGAGCUCAAAGUCUGGGAAGAUCUACCUCCACAGGGACAUCCGUCUGCUGUUUUCUAGGAAAUCCAUGGAGGUGGACAGCGGUGCUGCCUACGAACUACAGUCAUUUACUGAAUCCCCCAUCGACCCACCGUUCUCGCCUCGCUGCUGACGCUGGACUUACUCCCUCAUACCCCCCCCCCCUUUCUCCACCUGGCAGGCCAUAGCCGCACCUCCAUGCCAGCCAUGAGUCAUUGUAUCAGCCUGUUAUUUGUAUUGGAUGAGAGAUUGAAGGACAGCAGAUGAUGGAGUGCACCCCCAUCUGGGACGCUUGUUAAAAGGAAAUUCUCUGUUGACGUGCAUGAACUUUGUUGUGACUGACAGCUGGAGUGUGCAGGGUUUUGAGGUCCUGCUAGAAAAUGCCUUAAAAUAUUUAAAAGGUAAUCCUUGAUGUUUGUGUAUCCCCCCCCCCCCCCCGCCUCCUGCGUCUGGCAGGAGAGUCGAGACCAAUGAUUGUCCACAGGACCAGUUGGACUCAAUAAUUCUGCACAGUCUGUGCAACAGUCCCUAAACAAGAUUGUUGAUUUGGACCUCAUUGUGACAUAACGAAUUCAUGUUGAAUCUCAGUUACUUGACAAAUGCAAUACCUUUUGAAUGGGGGGGGGGGGGGGGGUAGCUUGUUGACUUGCAGACAAAAAAGACUAAUUUCGACUCAAUAGCCCCUUUUACACUGCCUGGUUCCAACGGCAUUUUGCUGCCUUUAAUUGGAUUUUUUUAUAUAAAAAAAAAAAGACGUUGGAUGCGGAAAUUUUGCUGGCUCUCUGUGUAAAAGAUGCGGAAAUGUUGCUGGAUCUCUGUGUAAAAGAGGCUAAUGAUUCCCGAAGUUGGAGCAGCACCUGUGUCGCCGAAUGAGAAGAAAUUGGCUGCAGUGGACCACCUUGCUGUCAUCCACCCCAUCCCCUCAACAAACAAAAGGACCACCGAAGACAUCAACCAUGCAAUCACACAGAGUUAAAGUGGACCCCCCCCCCCCCCCCCCCCCGUCCAAACUGGAAAAGAAAGCGAAAAAUUAUUGUCAGAUUUCUUUUUGUACUGUUACAAAAACCACUUUGUUGGAAGUGUUGCAAUAGAGAAAGAAUAACCUUACUUUUAAGUGUUUACUUUCAGUUUACCUAACCAUCCUGUUUAUUUAAUAUUUAAAUUAAUAUUUCCGUUUCUAUUUGUGAUGUCUGUCAUGCCAAGAUGACUUAGUGUAAACUGUAUAUCAUAGUAUUUUUGACAUUAAUAUUCAAAUCUGAAAAUAUAUCUAUCUUCUAAAGCCAUCUUUAAAUCUG